AUGGCAGAGGGAAAUGGCACCAGGGUGACCGGCUUCCUCCUGAUGGGACUGUCGGACCGGACAGAGCUGCGAAUCGCGGCCUUCGACGCCAUCUACUCGGCCACGCUCCUGGCCAACAGUGCACUCCUCCUCGCCUUCCGCGCCGACAGCCGUCUCCACAUGUCCAUGUACUUCUUCCUCGCCAACCUUUCGUUGCUGGACGUCUCCCGCCCCAAGGCCACGGUGCCCAAGAUACUGCGGGGACUCCCCUCUGGAGACUGGCGAUCUCAUUGCUGGGUCCUGACAGGCCCCGUUCCUCAAUCCCUCACCCUGCUCGCUUCCGUCACCUUCACGCUGACCUUCUGCCGCUCCAAAAGCGUGGACCAAAUCAGCGCCUGCUCCAUCACUUUAGGCUCCUACCUCGUCGUCGUGGCCGCCAUCUUGAAGAGCAGCUCGGCCGAGGGGAAGCGCCGGGCCUGGUCCACCUGCACCUCCUGCCUGCUGGCCAUCGGCGGCUUCUACGGCCCCGCCAUCUUUGGCUACAUCCGGCCGUCUUCCGGUCACUCUCCCGGAAGCGACAGGCUCAUGGGCAUGGUUUUUGGCGUCCUCAACUCCUUCGUCUACAGCCCGAGGGACGAGGACGUCAAGGGGCCCUCCGGAAUUUGCUGA
Molecule: messenger RNA, 648 nt
Organism: Tachyglossus aculeatus (Australian echidna)
Lineage: Eukaryota; Metazoa; Chordata; Mammalia; Monotremata; Tachyglossidae
Product: olfactory receptor 5B12-like
Exons: 3
Coding region: 1-648 (215 amino acids)
Biological process (GO): sensory perception of smell; G protein-coupled receptor signaling pathway
Cellular component (GO): membrane
Molecular function (GO): odorant binding; olfactory receptor activity
Source: RefSeq, a predicted model, not a curated record